This is a messenger RNA of Serpula lacrymans var. lacrymans S7.9, 1391 nucleotides long. RefSeq lists its product as uncharacterized. The transcript is spliced from 6 exons. Gene Ontology annotation, molecular function: RNA binding. NCBI's taxonomy places the organism in Eukaryota, Fungi, Basidiomycota, Agaricomycetes, Boletales, Serpulaceae. The annotation marks the transcript as partial. The record is from RefSeq and is a predicted model, not a curated record.
GAACCUUGUCUGUAGCGCUCUUGGCUGCAGCACGAAAACUAACAGCAUUGGCAGCGGUCUUGUCUUCUUACCAUACUCACGAUGUCGACCGCGAAAGAGAAUAGUGAUUCUGACCUAUAUGGAGACCUGUAUGGUGACGACGACAACGAGUUUAUUGUCCGUCUGGACGAUGAAUUCCAAGCAUUGGAAAAGCUAGAUUCCUUGGACGAUGAAUCAGAAACAGUCCCAGAGUCAGCUACAGAAGCGAAUGGCUCGUCCAAGCAAGACGCAACAGGUGCAGCCUCGUUGCCUGCUAAACCCCAAACCUCAGAUGCUGCAGCAUUAUCUUACUCGGCGCAAGUCGCUCGACAGUUUUCAGCUUAUCAACAGACACCAAGCCAGGAACGACAGCAACGGUCAGAUCUACACAAUGCAAACUCGAACGCUGGCCCUUCUGCUAUAGCCACGCACGAGGGCUCAAACUCUGCUGGAAACGCUGACAGACCGAUCCGGCCGUCAGAGAUGAAGGACGAAGGGUGAGUUCUUCGGUUUCUUCGUAUGAUCCCUAGUGUGGCGUCUGGGUCGUCGUUAUUAUUGUCCGUUGUGUGGGGAGAAGGAUGUCCUGCUGUGUCGUGUCACUUACUGUUCUAGUUUAUACCGCACAUAAAGUGGCUUUGAGCAGUAGAUCAGUUACGGUACUAUGCUGCACCCUGCUACCAGCCUACAGUCACUCUACUUGCUCGCUAUUACCUCUUACUCGCUUGACCUCGUAUCUCUCUUAACUUUGGAAACUAAUGUUUUACGUCGAAUUUCUGGACUACCCUCGCCUCGUCGCCAUUUUCAUCUCAUGCCUACAUUUGCUACUGGUUCUUAUCCUACGGUCCUAUUGGAUAGCAAAAUGUUCGUUGGAGGCCUUAAUUGGGACACUACAGAUGAAGGCUUGAGAAAAUAUUUCUCAGAGUUUGGCAAGGUGGAUGCUUGUACAAUCAUGCGCGAUCCGGAUGGUAGGUCUCGAGGAUUUGCCUUCCUCACCUUCGACGAUCCAGAGUCUGUAAAUGCUGUGAUGAUACGGGAGCAUUACUUGGAUGGAAAAGCCAUUGAUCCGAAACGUGCUAUACCGAGGGAAGAGCAUCUGAGAAACACUCGAUACUUUGUCGGUGGACUUGCACCUACCACCAAUGCUGAGUCUAUGCGAGAAUUCUUUUCUGCAUUUGGGAAGGUGGUCGAUGCCACCGUCAUGAUAGACCGCGAGUCCGGUCGUUCCAAGGGUUUUGGUUUCGUGACAUUUGAAGACUCGAACAACGCUGAUCAGUUCGUCGGCAAACUUGGACUGAUGCUCGACGACAAGCAGAUCGAGGUCAAAAUGGCUCAACCUCGGAGCCAAAGAGAUCAAGCACGAAGUGCUAAUACUG